AUGGCAUUGCUGCAGUUCAUCAGCGCAGGCCUUCCGAAAGUACAAAUCCCCACCACGGUACACAGCGACCACCUCAUCGUAUCGCGCGACGGUGCCAUAGACGACCUAAUCCGUGGAAGAAAAGAACAUCACGAGGUCUACUCUUUCUUGAGUAGUGCAUCAAAGAAAUACGGUAUCGGCUGGUGGAAACCGGGGGCAGGCAUCAUCCACACAACCAUCUUUGAGAACUAUGCGUUUCCAGGUGGGUUGAUCAUCGGAACAGACUCGCACACGCCUAAUGCCGGCGGCAUGGGUAUGCUGGGUAUCGGAGUUGGAGGCUCUGAUGCAGUUGAUGCGAUGGCUGGUAUGCCUUGGGAGCUCAUGUGCCCACAGGUCGUAGGCGUGCGACUUACAGGCCGUCUACAUGGAUGGGCCUCAACUAAGGACAUCAUCUGCAAACUCGCUGGGAUACUCUCAGUCUCUGGCGGGAAAGGCAAAGUUCUCGAGUUCCUCGGCCCAGGUACUGAGACAUUAGGCGCAACAGCUAUGGCGACAGUCUGCAAUAUGUCAGCCGAGAUCGGAUCAACUUCCUGCAUCUUCCCCUACUCCGAGGCUAUGCACCGAUAUCUUUCGGCAACAAAGCGUGCGGAUAUUGCGCAUCUCGCAAACGGCUACAAAGAUGUUCUGCUGACAGCAGAUGAGGGGGCAGAGAAGCAUUACGACACCGUCAUCGAGAUUGACCUAGACUCCUUGGAGCCACAUGUCAAUGGCCCCUUCACGCCGGAUCUUUCGCAUCCUCUUUCACAUCUGAAGGACACUGUAGCAGAAAAUGACUGGCCCGUCGAAGUUAGUCACGCUAUGGUAGGCAGCUGUACUAACAGCUCAUACGAAGAUCUCUACAAGACAUCACAGCUUGUCGAUCAAGCCAAGGCUGCUGGUUUGCCGCAUGUGAAAACGCCAUUCCUGGUCUCACCGGGUAGCGAAGAUAUACGUGCAACUGCAGAGUCGGAGGGCAUCCUACAGAAAUUACGCGAUGCCGGUGCUGUUGUGCUGAGCAGUACCUGUGGCCCGUGCGUGGGUCAAUGGCAGCGUACCGAUGUCGAUGUCAAGGGUCGCGAGCGGAACACAGUAGUGUCCAGUUUCAAUCGCAAUUUUGUCGGUCGACACGACGGGAACCCAGAGACUUGUUCAUUCGUGACGUCUCCAGAAAUGGUGACCGCCUUUGCCUACUCUGGAAGAUUAGACUUCAACCCUAUUAUCGAUUCUCUUCCAAUCGCAGGGUCCGCAGAAAGGUUCCAGUUUACGGCGCCAACAGAUGUCGAACUACCUGUGCAGUUUGCCGUCGGCGAGGACUUUUACCAGGCUCCAAUCCAUAACGCCGAUGAUGUCGUCGUCGACAUUGACCCACAAUCCGAGCGCCUGCAAUUGCUCGAACCGUUCAGACCCUGGUCUCCAGGCUCUACGAAAGACAUGCCAGUUCUCGUCAAAGUCAAGGGAAAGUGCACGACCGAUCAUAUAUCUCCUGCAGGACCCUGGUACAAGUACCGUGGCCAUCUUGAGAACAUCAGCCACAACAUGCUUCUUGCAGCUUCGAACGCCUUUCUCUCGUCCGACUCUCGGUUGCUCGGCCACACCAUCCACCCACUGACCAACAAGACCGGUCUUAUUCAUGAGGUCGCCCGAGACCUACGUGAUCAAGAAGUGAGAUGGUGUAUUGUUGCCGAUUGGAACUACGGAGAAGGAUCAUCGCGCGAACACGCAGCCCUAGAGCCACGUUUCCUCGGCGGUGUCGCAGUAAUAGCACGCUCUUUUGCAAGGAUACACGAGACGAACCUCAAGAAGCAAGGCAUGCUUCCUUUGACAUUUGCGAAUCCUCAAGAUUACGACCGUAUUCAGUUGGGCGAUCGCAUUACGCUACAGGGUGUUGAAGACGGCGAGCUACGGCCGGGAAGGCAGGCUAGCAUGCGCGUAGAAUGCGCGCAUGCAGGAGAGUGGGUCGCGCCGCUCAACCAUAGUUAUAGCCACGGGCAAUUGAGGUGGUUGAGAGCGGGGAGUGCGCUGAAUCACAUCAAGCAGGCGGUGUUGGAGGGGUGA
Alternaria atra is the source of this 2073-nucleotide messenger RNA. RefSeq lists its product as uncharacterized. The coding region runs from base 1 to 2073 and encodes 690 amino acids. Gene Ontology annotation, cellular component: cytosol; mitochondrion. The transcript has a single exon. Gene Ontology annotation, biological process: tricarboxylic acid cycle. The record is from RefSeq and is a predicted model, not a curated record. Gene Ontology annotation, molecular function: aconitate hydratase activity; 4 iron, 4 sulfur cluster binding. Lineage: Eukaryota; Fungi; Ascomycota; Dothideomycetes; Pleosporales; Pleosporaceae.